GCCGGGCGGGAGCGGGGGCGGGGUCUCCGGGUCCAGUCGGCGUCUCCUUCGGGAGCUGAGAGCCCCCAGUCCUGGCGCGGAGGAGCCUCGCUUUCCCCGCGUGCGGCCCGCGGUGCUUGGCGGCCCUGCCUGGACUGUGGGCGGUGGGGCGGGGUCCGGCUCUCCGUCCUCAGGUGUGCCUGGCAGAGGCUCAGGUCGCCCCAUCUGCAGGUGGAGGAUGGGCGCAUGAGGGUCCCGGGGCCGUGGCCUGGCGCAGCGUGUGGACCCCGGCCCAGCCUCUGCGACGUCAGCAGCAUGAGCCUCCCGAGCAGCGGGCCGGCGGGCGGCAUCUUUGACCUGGACUGCACCUCCGGGCAGGUCCGCUGGGCACUGGUGGCCGCCGGGUGCGCCUUCUACCUGGGCGUCUUUGUGGCCUGCCACCAGCUGUCAUCCUCCCUGAACGCCACCUACCGCUCCCUGGGGGCCCGGGAGCAGGUCUUCUGGAACCUGGCGGCCACACGCGCAGUCUUUGGCAUCCAGGGCACCGCGGCGGGGCUACGGGCGCUGCUGCUGGACCCCGUGCUCCAGGCCGACAAAGUGCUCGGCCAGCAGAACUGGUGCUGGUUCCACAUCGCCACGGCAACCGGCUUCUUCCUCUUCGAGAACCUCGCACUCCACGUGUCCAAUGCGCUGUUCCGCACAUUCGACGGGUUCCUGGCCGUCCACCACCUCUUCGCCUUCCUCGGGUUUCUCGGCUCCGUGGUCAACCUCCAAGCUGGCCACUACCUGCCCAUGAUCACGCUGCUCCUGGAGAUGAGCACUCCCUUCACCUGCAUCUCCUGGAUGCUCCUGAAGGCCGGCUGUGCGGACUCGCUGCUCUGGAGGCUGAACCAGUGGCUGAUGGUCCACCUCUUCCACUGCCGCAUGGUCCUCACCUACCACAUGUGGUGGGUGUGCCUGGGCCACUGGGACAGCCUGGCCCGCAGCCUCUUCCCGCCGCACUGGGCGCUCUUCGUGGUCGGGCUGGGCCUCCUCACGGUCCUCCUCAACCCCUACUGGACCCGCAAGAAGACGCAGCAGCUGCUCAACCCCGUGGACUGGAACUUCGCGCCCGGCCGCCCCAACGGGCCGGCGCCGCCCAAGAAGACGAGGUAGCGGCCUCGGCCCGGACUGUCCCCGCGGCGCUGGCCCCAGGCCGCGUGAGUACUGACUUCCACGUGGCGCCGAGUACCUGCACCUGGGCGCGCCUCGGGGACAGAGUCCCGCCGUGGUGACGUCCCGGCCCGAUGUGCUCAUUCCCGCGAGCUUGGCCUGUCUGCGCCGUCGCCCCAAGGAGGGCCCGCGUGGACGGGUCGCACUAAAGCGUGUGUGCGUCUUACUCAACAGCCCCGUUCUUUUUAGUUGGAGAGAACUGCCCCAAGAGACAUAAUCCGGUCCCUUACCCUGUUGACAUUCCCAGGGCUGAGAUGUAAGCCGCGUCUCGGCAGCGCCAUCUCGUGGCGAGCGCGGGGCAUCGGCCUGGCUUGCGGCUGGGGGCAGCGGAGGGGUCUUCUCACCAGGGAAGCUUGUCCGGCGAAGAGUUUUGUUUCCGUCUUGUGUUUCUCUGUUGACACAUUAAGAGAGGUGUUAGUAAUCAGAUUUGUCUAGAUUUUAGAGCUGUUUUUAACUAAGUUUCCAACAGGUGCCCCGCCAGACCCUAACCCCCUGGUUGGGGGGCAGUGGUCGGGCAGAGGUCACUCUCCCUGCGAGCAGUGGGUGGCCCUGGCCCCUUGGAGUGCCCGGCUGCAGGGCCCCCUCCUCACCUCCCGGUGACGAGCCCGGGCCCCGCCUUCACUGUGUUGGGCCUGGGUGGAAUCUACACGCCGACCCACAGUUUUAUUGACGAAUACAUACUGACGUUUUAUUCUUGCCAUGAGUGGGCAAUUAAAAUGAAAAGCUCGUAUUUACUGACAGUGCCCUUGAACUGUUUUUGAAAAACACAUUUAUUGGUCUUGAAAAUCAUGUGUGCCUUGUGCUUGGUCUGUAACACGGCCCCUCGGAAGGGUGUGUGCUGAUUUCUGGUACUGUGACUUGACUGUACGUAGGUCAGGAGAUGUGAUCCCUCCUUGUGUCAUUUUGAUAAGCGUUUUAAUCCUAGAAACAUCCAGCAAACCGUGUCCCUGCUGAGACUCCUCUCUCCCUCGCUGAAGACCCUGGGCACCCGCUGCCCACUCUCCUGUCCGCAAGCGGGGGGAGCCGAGCUGGCUGUGUUUCCAGCCAGUCAGAACUUUAAUAAAGUAACCGAUGUUUACAGAA
This is a messenger RNA of Balaenoptera ricei (Rice's whale), 2274 nucleotides long. RefSeq names its product CLN8 transmembrane ER and ERGIC protein (gene CLN8). The coding region runs from base 226 to 1134 and encodes 302 amino acids. The transcript is spliced from 3 exons. Gene Ontology annotation, biological process: lipid homeostasis. Lineage: Eukaryota; Metazoa; Chordata; Mammalia; Artiodactyla; Balaenopteridae. Gene Ontology annotation, cellular component: endoplasmic reticulum; membrane. The record is from RefSeq and is a predicted model, not a curated record.